CUGAUAUGAAUACAAACAGUGAUGGCUUGUUUAUUUUGUUUUAUUUUUCGCGGCUUCAAACAAUUCCCCUAUUCCCCCUUCGUAGUCCAUUUAUGCCCAGACAAACCACAACAGGCCCAAAAGCGAGAUUGUACAGAAAGAAGUGCACAUACUUUUCACAAUUCUGUAGGGAAGGUUACGGGUUGAAGGUGCCGAUUUUGGCAAAUCCUGCUAUACGAGUAAAUCGGAUAAAACACAUAAGGCAGUUUUACAGCACCUUUAAUAGUUUUUGACAGAAACCGAUUUCUUUAGAAGAGAUGGAGAGGCACUACCAACCCCGCUCUGAGGCAAGUUGGGC
Molecule: messenger RNA, 337 nt
Organism: Acanthoscelides obtectus
Lineage: Eukaryota; Metazoa; Arthropoda; Insecta; Coleoptera; Chrysomelidae
Source: the annotation of a GenBank genome assembly